Piliocolobus tephrosceles (Ugandan red Colobus) is the source of this 1498-nucleotide messenger RNA. RefSeq names its product phosphopantothenoylcysteine synthetase (gene PPCS). The record is from RefSeq and is a predicted model, not a curated record. Bases 67 to 1002 code for a protein of 311 amino acids. The transcript is spliced from 3 exons. NCBI's taxonomy places the organism in Eukaryota, Metazoa, Chordata, Mammalia, Primates, Cercopithecidae.
GUAGGGGAAAAGGGGCGUGGCGCGUCGGCCGCGGAGCGUGCGCAGGCGCCGGCUGCUGCGGAGCAGAUGGCGGAAAUGGACCCGGUAGCCGAGUUUCCCCAGCCUCCCGGUGCUGCGCGCUGGGCUGAGGUUAUGGCUCGCUUCGCGGCCAGGCUGGGCGCGCAGGGCCGGCGGGUGGUGUUGGUCACGUCAGGCGGCACCAAGGUCCCACUGGAAGCGCGGCCGGUGCGCUUCUUGGACAACUUCAGCAGCGGGCGGCGUGGUGCAACCUCGGCCGAGGUCUUCCUAGCAGCCGGCUACGGGGUCUUGUUCUUGUAUCGCGCUCGCUCCGCCUUCCCCUAUGCCCACCGCUUCCCACCCCAGACUUGGCUGUCCGCUCUGCGGCCUUCGGGCCCAGCCCUUUCGGGCUUGCUGAGCCUGGAGGCCGAGGAGAAUGCACUUCCGGGUUUUGCUGAGGCUCUGAGAUGCUACCAGGAGGCUGCGGCUGCAGGCACCUUCCUGGCGGUGGAGUUCACCACUUUGGCGGACUAUUUGCAUCUGUUGCAGGCUGCGGCCCAGGCACUUAAUCCGCUAGGCCCUUCUGCGAUGUUUUACUUGGCUGCGGCUGUGUCAGAUUUCUAUGUUCCUGUCUCUGAAAUGCCUGAACACAAGAUCCAGUCAUCUGGGGGCCCACUGCAGAUAACAAUGAAGAUGGUGCCAAAACUGCUUUCUCCUUUGGUUAAAGAUUGGGCUCCCAAAGCAUUUAUAAUUUCCUUUAAGUUGGAGACUGACCCUGCCAUUGUAAUUAAUCGAGCUCGGAAGGCUUUGGAAGUUUAUCAGCAUCAAGUGGUGGUGGCUAAUAUCCUUGAGUCACGACAGUCCUUUGUGUUUAUUGUAACUAAAGACUCGGAAACCAAGUUAUUGCUAUCAGAGGAAGAAAUAGAAAAAGGCAUAGAGAUAGAAGAGAAGAUAGUGGAUAAUCUUCAGUCUCGACACACAGCUUUUAUAGGUGACAAAAACUGAAGUAAAAAGCCCUUACAGGAUCAAAAAUUGUUCAGGGCUCUUAGAGAUGGUGAAAACUAUAAUAAAACCGUGGCUUUCAUAUGGACAGAGAAAAUGAAAGAAAGGGAAAAGGCAGUGGUAUGCAGGCAAAUAUGGUUUGGUAUUUGUCUUUUAAUGACACCUGAUACACUCACCUGAAUGUUAUUUUGAUUUUGAAAUUGAACACUAGAACUGUUUCUCACCUUUAAAAAGAACAGCUUAUUGGGAAUUAUAUAUUCCUUAAAAUAUACAUGGGGGCCUGAAUAUCAGCCAUCUUUAUACUAUAAAAAGAAGAUUAUGGAUGCAUGAAUGGUCAUGUUUUGGUGAUCAAAUAUUGGUUGAAUGCCUAUGUAUGUCAGGCCCUGUGCUGAGCCAUGAGGAUUAAAAAGAUGAAUAAACAUGUCUUGUUUAGGAAAUGGAUGUAUAAAAAAUUAAGUGCAAUAAAGUGUGUGUCCAAAAGCUGACCCAAUGGAAAGGA